AUGGAUCGGAAAGAACGUCGCCGCCGCCGCAAGGCCUCAGUACCUGCCAACACCCUUGCCCAUUCAAAGGCCAAAUCUGCUCGUCCUUUCCAAUGUACCUUCUGUACCGACUCCUUCCCUGCUAAUUGCCAAGAGAAGACAGUGCAAGAGAGAACAUUUUACCGGAAGGAUCAUCUCAACCAACACCUCCGCUUGAUGCACAAUGUCAAGUUCCAGCCCUGCAUGGAGAAAUGGCAAAGCAGCAUCACAGAUAUCAAAUCCCGAUGUGGUUUCUGUGGCUCCAUCUUCCAGACAUGGAAAGAUCGAGUGGACCAUUUGGCCGGUCAUUUCAAAAAUGGAGCCACCAUGGCUCAAUGGCAAGGGGACUGGGGCUUUGACCCGCAGAUUCAAGCCCGUGUCGAGAACGCCAUUCCGCCGUACAUGAUUGACUAUGAAUGGCGGUCCCCAGAUCCAUGGGCCACUGAGCAAAUUAAGGGAGAUGGCACCACACUUGGACUUCCUGUUCCUACGGAUAUCAAUUGCUACCAUCGCCUUUCUCGUGAACUCACUACCUACAUCCACAGCCAGAAGGCACAAGGAGUUAUUCCAUCAGAUCAGAUGAUACAAGCAGAAGCUCGCCGUGUGAUCUAUGGGUGUGACGAUCCUUGGAACCAGACCUGCGCAGAUAAUAUUGUCUGGCUGGGUGUCCUUAAGCGUGAUUGUGGAUUACAAACUCAAGUGAACAACGACAGCAUCCAAUUUGCCGACCUGGGCAUGCAGCCCCCAUUCGCUACCGAUGGCGGUCUCCGGGCUGCACCCCGGGAGAUCAAUGUGCUAGCGCGAGCAGUAUGCCAAGGGGCCCCCAUCCACAGCCCCGCCAUCUCUAGCCCUAGUAUGCGCAGCCACGGCUUUCCUAGCACCGGCUUUUCCUCGGCUGGGCCUAGCCGACCGGGGAGUUUAUCAGGCAGUUACGCUGGUAGUGCAGGGAUGAUGUCAGCUGGUCCUGAUCCGUCCUUUUCGACGGAUUGGACUAGUAGUCUUCCGACCACUGCAUCUGUGCCUGGAGAAGGCACAGCUGACCCUCUGGUACAAAUGGGAUUUGAUCCAGAAUUCCUACAACGACUGAAUGACAGCUACGGUGAAAUCAACCCGGAUGAUUUGGAAGGUUUGCAUCUAGAUGGCGCCGACGGUCAAAAAGGCUCCGAGCAAGGAUGGCCAAACAGAAGCUUGCUUGGUCAGCCCAUCCCUCCGUCUCGCAUGGGUGAGGUGUCUGCUUCAGAUUCGGUUGCUGUUUUCAAUUCCGAAGUGGGCCACCCUCCUGCGUCGAAUGCCACCCAUGAUGAUAUGCCAGGGUAUUUUGGCAAUGGCAACUUUUAA
Molecule: messenger RNA, 1356 nt
Organism: Penicillium verrucosum
Lineage: Eukaryota; Fungi; Ascomycota; Eurotiomycetes; Eurotiales; Aspergillaceae
Exons: 2
Coding region: 1-1356 (451 amino acids)
Source: RefSeq, a predicted model, not a curated record